Molecule: messenger RNA, 1777 nt
Organism: Zootoca vivipara (common lizard)
Lineage: Eukaryota; Metazoa; Chordata; Lepidosauria; Squamata; Lacertidae
Gene: CFP
Product: complement factor properdin
Source: RefSeq, a predicted model, not a curated record
UGCUGCCCCACCUAUCAGGGCUGAGUCACUGCAAGGGAGUAUUGCAGGAGGGGCUGACCAGGGACUUCCCCUGCUCCAAACUUCCCCAAUAGCUGGCCAUGUCAUCUCCUCUCUCUCAGUUCCUUUCACUCUGCUCCAGAGGCAGCCAUGGUGAUGGCUGGGGGAAAAGAGUUCCAGCUCUGGGUGGUGGUGUCUUGGUGGUUUGGGGUCCUGGAGGCUCCUGCAGGAGCACAAAACGUUUUCUGCUACGGGGUAUUUGAUGCAACUUCAGGGAAGUGCAACGACCUUCUGGGGGAAGGGGUUGCCCAGGACGACUGCUGCCUAAAUCACCGAUACGGCUUCCAGUUGGACAGGAAUGGACCUUGCCAGGCCUGCCAGGCAGCCCAGUGGAGUGACUGGUCCCCCUGGAGCCCCUGCUCUGUUUCCUGCAGGGAAGGCGUCCAACGGCGCAACCGGACGUGUCAUGGGCGUGACGGCCCAGCCGGCUUUUGUCAGGCCGGCACCCGCCAGUGGGAGAUGCAGACCUGCAGCCUGAUGGCCUGUUGCCCCAGGGUGGGAGGCUGGUCAGCCUGGGCUGCCUGGAGUCCCUGCUCCGUGACUUGCCUCAGAGGGUUGCAGACAAGGCAGCGAACUUGCACCAAUCCAAAACCAGACUGUGGAGGCAGCUGCCUAGGAGACAAUGUGGAACAACAGCCCUGUGACACCAACCUGAUCUGCCCAACCCAUGGAAACUGGGGCAACUGGGGCAACUGGGAGCCUUGUCCUGCCACCUGCAUUCCCGAGGGCUCGGGGCCACAGCCCAGGCAGCAGCGCCAGCGUCAGUGUAACAGCCCCCCACCUUCCAGAGACCCCCCUGGAAACCCCUGUCCUGGAGCUGACCGAGAUUACCGCUCCUGCAGCGGACUGCCCUUCUGUCCACAGGACGGCAGCUGGGGCAGCUGGAAGCCCAUUGGCUCUUGCUCGGUGACCUGCGGGGUUGGCCGAACGGUGGAGAAGCGUCUGUGUGACAGCCCUGCGGCAAAGCAUGGAGGGAAGUUCUGCCCUGGUCCAGACACCCGCACUGACACCUGUAACACCAGGAUGCCCUGCCCAGUGGACGGGCGCUGGAAGGAGUGGUCCGAAUGGAAUGAUUGCGAGAGGCUAGGCACCAAUAUCAAGAUUGCCUGUGACGAGCUGACUGGACUUCAGAAGAGAACCAGGACAUGCAUUGGACGAGCGCAUGAGGGCAAGCGCUGUGCAGGGCAAACCAUUGAUAUCAGAAGCUGCUACAAUGUCCAGUCAUGCAUUUUGAAAGGAGCCUGGACAGAAUGGAGCCCCUGGGGUCUCUGCAACCCGCCGUGUGGGGAGAAGCCCAUGAAAUCUCGCAAGAGGGAGUGCAAAGCCAUCUACCCCACUUACCCAAUGACAGUGGAAGGAGAGAAUGGGAAGAUACAGAAUGUCAGCUUCUGGGGGCACCCAAGACCCACCUGCCAGCCGCUGGAUGGACAGAGGCUGGUGGUGGAGGAGCAAGCACCAUGCCAAAAUGUGCCACCCUGUGAAGACUGAUUUUGAAGAAACUGUGGAUUUCCGUGCUGGAGACUACCAGGAGCCAGGCUAAUGUCAGCUUCCUUUCAUCUUUGCAACCCCCAAUAGUUGCUUCCUCUAUUUGAAAUGGUGACCUUGAGAACUGAGGAAUAAUCAGUACAAUAAGUUGUGUUUUUUUCUUAUAUGUCAACACACUUACAUGUCAACACAUUGUGUAAUGUGGAUAUUGAUUCAUAAAGGCUUCCCCCUAUUU